CGCAGUUUCCGCUUGGAUAAAGAGUAAAUAUGGAUGCAAUCUUCCACGAAAAGCAAGAAGGCUCUCUGUGUGCACAGCACUGCCUCAAUGCGCUAUUACAAGGUCCUUACCUAACCGCAGUAGAUCUAGCAGAUAUAGCAACUCAGCUAGAUGAAGAUGAAAGAGAGAGAAUGGCAGAGGGAGAUGUUACCUCGCAAGAUUAUCAAGAAUUUCUUAAGCAACCAUCCUCAAAUAUGGAUGAUAGUGGAUUCUUCUCUAUUCAGGUGAUAUGUAAUGCUCUCAGGGUAUGGGGUAUUGAACUGAUUCCUUUCCUAAGUCCUGAAGCCAGGCAGGCCAGAGAAAAACCUCAGAACCAGAGAGCAUUUAUAUGUAACUUACAACAACACUGGCUGACAAUUAGAAAACUUGGUCAUCAGUGGUUUAACCUCAACUCGCUACUUUCCAAACCAGAACUUAUUACAGAGACAUACUUGUCAUUAUUUCUUACACAACUACAGGCAGAAGGUUAUUCAAUAUUUGUUGUGGAGGGAAAAUUACCAGAAAGUGAAGCAGACCAGUUAUUAAAACUGUGUCCAGCUAAGCCAGAGAAAAAGCCUUCAAAAUCAACAGCUCACACAUAUGUUAACAAAUCAGACUUAACAGCUGCUCUUCAGCAAGCCACUAGAUUAGGAGGUGAAGACAAACCAGCUGAUAUGGAUGAAGUAAGAAGAAGAAGAGAACUAUAUUUUACAAGGAAAGAACAAAACCAAGCAGGCAAUCCAACCGCAACUGCAGUGACAGCAGAUUUAUCUCAACAAAUAAUGACAGGUCCAGGUCCACCCACAAGUCAGGCUGCAUCCUCAGAUUUAUCUGAAGAGGAAAUGCUUCAGAUUGCUCUUCAACUGUCUCUUGAGAAGAUUUAGCAGAUGCUUUAUGAACAAACGAAUGAAGAAUAUGAAAUUGCUUGUAACAGUCCUCCAGUUUUUUUAAGCAUUUUUUUCCUUCCUUCUUUCUCUACUCUGAAAAUUAGUCCUAAGGUGUGAAUGUGUGUAAAAAGAGAUCUAUUGUAAACUAGGUGUGGAAUUUUGUCCAAAAAUAAAUGUUACUGCAUUGGAGCCCA
Messenger RNA from Orbicella faveolata, 1099 nucleotides. Its product is annotated as ataxin-3-like. The record is from RefSeq and is a predicted model, not a curated record. Gene Ontology annotation, cellular component: nucleus. Gene Ontology annotation, biological process: protein deubiquitination. Lineage: Eukaryota; Metazoa; Cnidaria; Anthozoa; Scleractinia; Merulinidae. Gene Ontology annotation, molecular function: cysteine-type deubiquitinase activity.